AUGAUCUCGGCGGCCAAGUUGUCGCUCACUGUUUUCACCAUGGACCCGAAGGAGUUCAAUCGUCACCCGACCACCACCGUCAACGGUACGUCUUUACCACUCGUCCGUAAGCCCGAACUCCUUGGCGUGCGUUUCGAUCCGCUCUUCACGUUCGCUGGCCAUGCCAGAGAGGUCGCAGGCAAAGUGAGCUGCUGCACCAAGGUUCUAGUGGGCACAUCCUGGGGUUGCGCGAAAGAGACUUUAGCAACCACAUUCAAAGUGCUGGUAAAGUCGCACCUCACCUAUGCGGCACCAAUCUGGUCUCCUACGAUCAACUCUUCCAGCCUCCGCCGCCUUCAGUCAGCAUUGAAUGCCGCCCUCCGCUCAAUCACGGGUUGGUAUAAAAUGUUGCCUAUCGAUCAUCUUCAUGCACAGGCCUCUGUCCUGCCGAUCGGCCCUCACAACGCACUCUUAGGCCAGCAGUUUUAA
Dibothriocephalus latus is the source of this 468-nucleotide messenger RNA. The record is from the annotation of a GenBank genome assembly. Lineage: Eukaryota; Metazoa; Platyhelminthes; Cestoda; Diphyllobothriidea; Diphyllobothriidae.